Messenger RNA from Lactuca virosa, 378 nucleotides. NCBI's taxonomy places the organism in Eukaryota, Viridiplantae, Streptophyta, Magnoliopsida, Asterales, Asteraceae. The record is from the annotation of a GenBank genome assembly.
AUGAAAGGUCGAGUGAAUAAGGAGGGUGAAUGGACGGAUGUUCGACGAUGGAAACUUCCGGCUAACCAAAUGAUCACGGCGUUCUACGCGACGAACAUACCGGACGGGGCGAACUGUAACAAGUUGAGAGAGGUUUUCAUGGAGUAUGGCGAGGUGGUGGAUAUAUACAUAGCGAGAAAAAAGGAUGCCAGUGGUUCCAACUUUGCCUUCAUCAGGUGUAGACAAGGUUCACAACAUGCAGUCUCCCCUACGGUCAUUCAUCUUAAUGUGCAAGAAUAUAAAGCAGAUAUGUUCGUCAUGAAGGCUCUGGCUGGAAAAGUACAUAGUCUGGAGCAUCUUUAUAAUUUUCCAACGAUCCUUGAAGCCUAUGGAGUAGAA